AUGCCAGCUUUAAUUCCUGCUUUAAUAAUAAUGCUGUUAUUAUCAUCUUCAUCGACGAAACAAAUACGAUUUUUAAGAUCAGCAAGUUCUUUGCAAUUAACACUAAAUAUAGCAAAAACAUCUGAUACAUUUGAAAAGUUGAAUCUUACUGGUUCCAAGUUGGGCUGUGGUACAGGUGGAUGUGGAGCUUGCACAGUCCUCAUUUCACGCUGUACUGAUCGAUGCUCUGGUAAAAUUGAACAUUAUACGACGAAUGCAUGUUUAGCACCGUUGUGUUCUGUGGAUGGAUGUCAUGUGAUCACCGUAGAAGGUUUGGGUUCAGUGAAAAAGUCAAAUAUUCAUCCAGUUCAAUCUCGUCUAGCCGAAAUGUUUGGUACGCAAUGCGGCUUCUGUACCCCGGGUAUUGUUAUGUCUCUAUAUGAGACUGUAGCAAUGGAUGACAACAAUGAAUCACCGACAAUGCAAGAUAUUGAGGAAGCAUUCGAUGGACACAUAUGCCGAUGUACCGGCUAUCGAUCUAUACUCGAUGCGGCUAAAACAUUUGCAAGAGAUGUUGAUAAAUACAUUGCAAUUCAAGAAUCACCAACAUCGAAAAUCACAUCGACGACAUUUGAGAAAUGUAUUUCGUACUUGAGUAAAAAUGUAUCAUCGCCACCGUUUCGAAUCGAAUUCCCCCAGAAAUUACGGGAAUAUAAUCCGCAGUCGAUUCAUAUUAAAGGUUCUAUGCUCGAAUGGUAUCGCCCGAUUUCACUCGACGAAUUACUUUCUCUUCGUCAUUCUUAUCCUGGUAGUGCAUCGAAGCUCAUCUUCGGAAAUACUGCUGUUCAAAUUGAAAGAAAAUUUAAACGCAUCCAACAUCAUCGUCUUAUUUCAAUAACACAUAUUGAUGAAUUACAACAAUUAAAAAGAACACCGAAUUCAUUUAUCAUUGGUGCUGGUAUUACAUUCACACACUUACAAUCAAAAUUAUAUGAAUGGAAGAAAGAAGUGAACAAUGAUGGCGGUAUUUGUGAAGCUCUAAUUGAUCAACUGAAACACUUCGCAUCGACGCAAAUACGAAACGUUGCUUCGUUCGGAGGUAGUAUUGUCAAUGCUUCGCCGAUGUAA
Messenger RNA from Rotaria sp. Silwood1, 1107 nucleotides. Lineage: Eukaryota; Metazoa; Rotifera; Eurotatoria; Philodinida; Philodinidae. The record is from the annotation of a GenBank genome assembly.